AUGACAAAUGCUAUCGCUGACGCUGACGGAGAUAUGGUUAACUUGGUUCGAAGUGGGGUCAUACAAUUUUGGAGUUUGGAAGAGCGGUGGUCGAUGGUAAGGGCCAGGCAACAGCGAGAUUUUUCAGAACCAUUGGAUUUAAGGAAAUGGAUCCCAUGCACCUCCUCUUUUCUAUUCUACAUUGAAAGAGCGAGACAGUGGCGGUCCUGACAGAAUGGGUAGUGGAGGAACAUUUGGCCGUCUCAGGAUCAUAUUCCAGAGGCGUUUGAAUUGACUGUGAGUGAGUGACGCUUGUUGGAAGGAUGGCCAUUCACAGUUUACUCUUCC
Loa loa (African eye worm) is the source of this 327-nucleotide messenger RNA. RefSeq lists its product as hypothetical. The transcript has 2 exons. The record is from RefSeq and is a predicted model, not a curated record. The coding region runs from base 1 to 210 and encodes 69 amino acids. Lineage: Eukaryota; Metazoa; Nematoda; Chromadorea; Rhabditida; Onchocercidae.